Messenger RNA from Pochonia chlamydosporia 170, 786 nucleotides. RefSeq lists its product as hypothetical. Lineage: Eukaryota; Fungi; Ascomycota; Sordariomycetes; Hypocreales; Clavicipitaceae. The transcript has 2 exons. Bases 1 to 786 code for a protein of 261 amino acids. The record is from RefSeq and is a predicted model, not a curated record.
AUGAUAGAUAACAUCGCCUAUUUCUUCAUAUCUCCAGUCAAUGCUUUGGGCAAGCAUCAAGUAUGCGGUCAGGUUCUUUUUCAGACGAUCAGACGCUCUCUCAUCCCUCCAAUGCAAGUGCCUGGUCGAGGCAAAUCUGGUCUUGGUCUGGCUGGGCACCAGCAGACGGAGUCAUCUCCGGCCGUCGGCACCUUGUUAGCGUCGAGUCGAGUCCAACAUGCAAACGUGGCCUGUCGCGUUUUGGCCGCACCGAAACGUAAAGCACCAGACCCAAGUGCAGGAUCGCCACCAGACCACACUCGACAGAGCUCCAGUCUCCCGUUUGAUGCUGAGAUUCCCGACUGGACCCUUCCCUCUUCGCCUCAAGCUUGUGUCGGACAUCACUCGAGACUCCAUCUAUCCUUUUCUACGGCAUAUCAGCCAGUAGCUGUAUUUUCGCCAAACAUCACGUCUCCAUUGUUACAAGUCCGGAAACACAUCAACUCUCUGCGACUAACCAACCUCGCGUGCUUUCAUUGCAAGCACCCAAAGCCGAGUUCUUCGUCUGACGUUGAUGAGGCCGACACAAUACAUGCAACUGACGCCACCAGCCCCGUUAUCUUGUUCAAUCUUGGAAAGGUUGGGCUUUGCCAACCAAAUACUUACCACCCCUCCAGUGGCCUCAUCCAUAACGCCUCAUCCUUCCGGGACGACUCUUCCCGCCUCUUGUCCAGUCGAUUCGCCCAUUCUGCGGCUCUCUCUGCUUCCACAAGAGUCCACACACUCGUGGCUGAGUUGAACAAAUAG